ACGUUGUGCGCGCGAGCAGAGAACAGAGCGUAGACACAGAUACACAAAAGUACGAGCGCAUAUUACUCAUCCGCCAGAUACGAAGAUACUCGCCUUGCAGUUGUACCAAAACUGGAUUUACCACCCCAAAAAUCAAAACCACAUUUCGUGUUAAGUGAAAAACGAAGCAAAUUGCAGCAGCCAGGCAACAACAACAAAAAACUUUCAAAACUCGAGCCAAAAGCGAAAUAGAAAAAGUAGUUCAAAGCGUGCAAAAUACGUUACUUUGCUGCAAAAGUUGUGAAACGUAUCCGAGAGAUACAAUACAAAAACACAGAACGAGAGCGAGCGAGAGAGAGCGAGAGCGAGAGGAGGAGCGCGCGUGCUUGAAGCGAAAGCCAAAACAAGCGACAAAAAGUGCAAUUUCUAAAAAUACAAUCACAAAUAUAAAAUAAUAAUUCCAAGCAGGAAGCUUCCAUCAACCAAACAGAUAACUCAUAUAUGAAAAAAUAUACUUGGAAAUUCGAAUAAAAAUACGCUGAAAAUCGAAGCAGAUUGUUGGAUUAACAUUCGUUCAGUUUUGAUCAAGCCAAGAACCCGUACACUUAAACACCAUGCAAGUGGAGGCCAGCUAUCCAAAGUAUGCCGGACGUGUCCCGCCCCUGGAUCUCUCCCAGGUGAAUGCCGCCCAGGAGCUGUGGGCUGCCGUCGGCAGUGGGACGCCAACAACGCCAUCGUCCAAGCGUCACCAUCACCACCACCAACACCAACACCAUCCCUACCACCACGUGCUGGACAAGUGUCGCGGUGGGGUGUCGCUGCUGAGCUCCGACGACCACAACAACAACCGAUUGACCAUGACGGGGCUGGGAUCGGGUGACGACAUCAUGAUGAGCCCCACGACCAGCCUGAUGCAUCCCAUGGGAUCGGAUGGCCUGCCGCUGGAUCCCCGCGACUGGACGCGCGCCGACGUCUGGAAGUGGCUGAUCAACAUGGCCGUCUCCGAGGGCCUGGAGGUGACGCCCGAGCUGCCGCAGAAGUUCCCCAUGAACGGCAAGGCCCUCUGCCUGAUGAGCCUGGACAUGUACCUGUGCCGUGUGCCCGUCGGCGGCAAGAUGCUCUACCGGGACUUCCGCGUACGCCUGGCUCGCGCCAUGGCGGUGCUCUCCUAGGCUGCUCCUAGACGACUGCCUUCACGUCUCUCACUGGUUGUAAAUACUCUAGGGUUACCUUAGUCUAGCUUUAGCCUUAGCUUAGUUCAGUUAGUUGUAAUGACUAGUCGCUAGUGCUCUUCUUGAUUAAGUCUUAGCCAUUAAAUCUGCAUUUCGAUGUCGUCAAAGAAGUGGGCUCUGAGAAGAAUCUGGAGCGGAAGUGAAGCUCAAAUGCUGUCCUAUUAGUUGCUUAAGUUCGCAUCUGAUGAAAAUAUAAAAUGCAAUUUUAUAAAUGAAAA
This is a messenger RNA of Drosophila subobscura, 1429 nucleotides long. RefSeq lists its product as uncharacterized. The transcript is spliced from 2 exons. Lineage: Eukaryota; Metazoa; Arthropoda; Insecta; Diptera; Drosophilidae. The record is from RefSeq and is a predicted model, not a curated record. Gene Ontology annotation, molecular function: sequence-specific DNA binding. The coding region runs from base 594 to 1151 and encodes 185 amino acids.